AUGGAAGACGAAGAAGACGAGAUAUCGCAGGACAAAUGUGAAACUGAUCCCUGGGCGAGUAACGAAUCAGAUAAUGAAGACUCGGAUAGUAUGCAAAGCCACGAACUGUUCGAAGGCGAUGAAAUGAUCAUCAGCAGUUGUCUAGAAAAAUGUUCCAGGCCGGAUUAUAUAAUGGAACCGGAAGUUUUCACAACUUUACCCAGGUACUUCCAAGUUGGUGGCAACCCCGGACCGAUUAUUGAUAGCCUGACAUCUAACUACACGGCAGUUGCUCAGAUGUGUAACCUGGUGGCCGAGUGGCUGAUUACUCUGGGUGACAGCAUCGAGGAAGUACAGCGGUUGUUCGAGAGACAUCUGCAAGAGAUAAUAAUGAAGAAUUUCGACCCAAAGAAAGCGGAUAUGAUUUUCCAUCACCAAUGCGAAAGCCAGAUCGAGUGGCUACCGGAGUUGAUCUCAUAUCCUUCGUGGCGUAGUAUGAUCUACCAACUGUCCGAGCAGUUUCCCGAGUGCCUGAUGUUGAACUUCGCUAUCAAACUUAUUUCGGACGCCGGAUUUCAGCAUGAGAUCAGUAGCAUCGCGACGGCCUCUCAGCAGCUGGACAUUUUCUGCCGCGUGUUGUCUACCGCCAUAGAAAGCAUCUUGCGAGAGGUACCAGAGACGGACGGUUACGAGAGCGCGUUCGCUGAGUUGGAGAAGGUGGUGUUCUACGGUGAACAUGCGUACGUAUUUACUGAGGCACUGUUGUCAAUGAUCGCAGACAAAGAGAGCGCAGGUGCGAUCAAACGCAUCAGCGAGGAGCUACACCUGGCAGCCAUGCGGCGAGGUCUGGACACCACGGACUUGUCACUGACUCUUUGGAGCACGCUUUAUUCCUGUGACCCGACUAUCAUCCAGGCGAUGCAGUCGAUGCUGUCGCGCAACGCUUUAAACGCAGCCGACAUCACGCUACUGUACAACUUCUACAGCAGCGCUGACCCGCCACCAGUCGACAUCGUUCAGGACGUCACGUUCAUGGAGCUGCUUCUGGAGGCGCUAUUCAAACCGAGUUCUAACCUCAACCCAGAUCACAAGCCCAAAUACAUCUACAUUCUCGCUUAUGCGUCAAGCAUGGGCGGUACUUUGCAGGGAGGUAAGAGCAUUUUUCAGAUCGAUAAACUACAUUGCGCACAUCUCGAGGCAUAUUUCAGCGGCUCCUCUCCAGGGAAAGCGGAAUUUGCUCCGGCUGCAGCCGGAGUUUUACACUGGGUUCACGCGGUUGUAACGGAACCGGACUUUUUCAAGCUACAUCCUGAACCGGUCCCAAUUCACCUAUCUUUGUUGGACGAAAUCGUUUCCUUACAUCCACCGCUUCACAGCAAAAUUUUGCAACUAAUCAAAUACCUGUUUGACUGCGAGAGCUAUGGUUUUGACGUUCUUGUCCAACUGGAACGGAGGCGCAUGCUGAUCGAUCGACUGAUCCACCUGCUUAGUGCUGGUUACGCUAUUCCAGUCACCAGAUACCUUCAGAAUAAGCUAUUUAAACAAGAUACGGACAUUUCUUUGAUAAGGUAUUUUGUUACCGAGACGUUGGAAAUUAUUCGUGGACCAUAUUCAGCUGAAUUUAUCGAUGCCUUUCUUCCGAUUGUUGAAAAUCCCGAAAUCACUAGAGAGGAAACUUUAACGGAAGAAAAACUUAACGCGGUCAAAGAAUUUCUCGAUUUCUGUAAAUCUCAAGCCAUAACUUAA
Messenger RNA from Soboliphyme baturini, 1725 nucleotides. Lineage: Eukaryota; Metazoa; Nematoda; Enoplea; Dioctophymatida; Soboliphymatidae. The record is from the annotation of a GenBank genome assembly.